This is a messenger RNA of Ogataea philodendri, 2424 nucleotides long. RefSeq lists its product as uncharacterized. Gene Ontology annotation, cellular component: nucleus. The transcript has a single exon. The coding region runs from base 1 to 2424 and encodes 807 amino acids. The record is from RefSeq and is a predicted model, not a curated record. NCBI's taxonomy places the organism in Eukaryota, Fungi, Ascomycota, Pichiomycetes, Pichiales, Pichiaceae. Gene Ontology annotation, molecular function: transcription cis-regulatory region binding; zinc ion binding; DNA-binding transcription factor activity, RNA polymerase II-specific. Gene Ontology annotation, biological process: positive regulation of transcription by RNA polymerase II.
AUGAGCGAGCUCACGAAGAAGAAGCGGCAGUACUCGCGUAACGGCUGUAAGGAAUGCAAGCGACGGAAGCUCAAAUGCGACGAAGGCAAGCCCAAAUGUUGGAAUUGUGCCCGUUUGAACAAAUCGUGUAACUAUGAGCGGACGAUCAAGUUCACAAACGCCAGAACUUUCACCAUAGAGACGCAAAACACAAAGCUGGUCAAUCUUCCGGACUCUGCUAGUGAUGUGGAUCACACCAAUAAGCUUAAAAAUGCCAAAGAGCAACCGGUCGCUGCUAAAUCGGAGCCAGCAGUUUCGUCACUGACUUUUCUACAGCCGCCCUCCAUGGUUCAAAAUCCACCUUUGGCAGCCGAACUGCUGGAGUUGCCAAAGAUUGUGACUCCUGAACCAGACCUCCAGGCAAAAUCAAAUGCUGCUUUUGAGCUCGAGAUGCGGAGACAGCUAUCUUUUGAUCCGCCUACACCCUUGCACCAGUCCAAAGAGCUCGAUAACAACCUAUUUACGGGGGCCAGCCAUUUGAUCUCCGAUUUGAACGAUCUUAUUCAGAGUUUCGACACAGACUUUGACUACUUUCCAGACCAUUCAAGGGCCAACUCAAACAGCGUUCGUGCGGUGUCGGAGACGUCGAGCGAGCCGGCAAACAGUCCGUCGUAUGACUUUUAUAUUAGACGGUUGACCAAUACGUUGGAGACGAAAUACAACAACGAAAGUUCUCCAAAAUCUGUUUCUAGCACCAGUCAAAACUUGUCAGCAUUCCCGCCUCCGCCAAUGUCUACGAUGAUUGCCAAUUUGUCCGAGCGGCCAGAUUUUGUCACGGGACUUAAUGCCUCGAUCAAGUCUCAGGACUUGAACGAUCUUGCUACCUUUUUCCAUUGGGACAUUAACUCGCCGCAUUUUGGGUAUCUGAAUGUUCUAAUCACGAAAAUACACUUGAACGUGCUGCCUUUGACUACCAACUUGCUACACAACUCGUUCAUCAAGUGCUUUUUGCUGGAAGCCAAAUCGUCGCCUCAUUUAUUAUAUGCUCUACUUGCUAUUUCUGCACGGUACGAGAGUUACCAGGCGCGGCCAAAAAUAGGCACGCCGCCUUCUGAGCAUGACGACCCGCACAAGCGACUCCGUGCGGGCUACCUGUCUUCGUGUCUCAAGUCGCUGGAUAGCAUACUGCACUCCAAGCCGAAAAUUCUUAAUAACAUUCAGUCGCUUCUGCUCACCAUUUUAAUUCUGGCCUCUGACUACUCGGCGUCAACCGGGUCCCAAUGGCGUGCACAUCUCCGUGGAGCCAAGGACCUUCUGAUCAAGUAUUGCAAAUACAUGGCGAUUUCGCUGGACCUGGGUAUCGUCUGGAUCUGGUUCUAUUCGAUGGAAACGUUGGCAGCUCUGACCUCGUCCUCGGGCGGAACGAUCCACAACUUCCCUGAACUGAUCGAGUUCCUGGACGUGGUCAAAAGCACAAGCCCUGUUGGAGUCACGUUGCAGCGGUUUGGGUUCUACACCGCAGGAAACUAUCAUGUUCCUGCCCCCGUCCAUUCCACGUUUAAUUUGUAUCUGGGAUUCAAUGACGACGUGCAGGAACUUUUCAAAGAGAUCGUGCUGACUUUGGAGGCUCGGCGCGUGUUUGUGAAGAAAAAGGCAGUGGAAUUCGCUGUACAGCAUAUUCUGAACGAAGACGGUCAAGUGAAAAACUCCCAGGUUCUGAAAAUGAUUGGACUAGUGGAAAAAGCACGUCUGUUCAAGUGUCUAGCGGAUGGUCCACCGUACAGAAUCUCCAUCGACUCUCCAAACCACCCGCUCAACCCAACAGGCAUCCACGCCAACAACCCAGACGGACGGGGAAUCGUCAUGUCCGGCUACAUUCAUAAUACGAAUCCGCAAACCACAAACUCAGACGAUACACAGAACUGGUACAGCUGGUUCGAUCUCAGCCAGCAGUUGUACACCGACGCGUCGUAUCUGAAAAUUCUCACCAUGAAGCACUGUUUCGGAAGCAAGGGACUGGCUAUCACCAACGAGCUGGUCCAGGACGUGGUGAACAGGAUGCUUCUCGGAUUGGAGCCGUUGGUCAGCUACAAACAAAGUCUCACGGAGCAAGACAUUGAAGAGUUGGCUCUUCAUUACUCCAAGCUGUCUGAGUCGUCCGAUUCUUCCAAAAACGUCGACUUCGACCACUACCUAUACUACCAGUUUGAUCAUCGGUUGAUCAUGGUCCAAUGGCCCCUAUUCGUUUGCGGUCUAUGUAGCGUGCUACCAAAGCAGAAACUGCUAAUUGAAAGCUGUUUCAAAGCGUUGAUGGACUUGGGGAUUGGCUCGGGCGAAAUCUCCUUGAUGAAGCUGAAAAAACUAUGGAGCUUGCAAACAGAAGGCUUUGACUAUGAGAAUUACGACAUUUUCAGCGACGAAAAUGAUUCGGUUCCCUUCGUGUAA